Messenger RNA from Ailuropoda melanoleuca (giant panda), 4413 nucleotides. It is a transcript of the gene ZNF596, whose product is annotated as zinc finger protein 596. Lineage: Eukaryota; Metazoa; Chordata; Mammalia; Carnivora; Ursidae. Gene Ontology annotation, biological process: regulation of transcription by RNA polymerase II. The record is from RefSeq and is a predicted model, not a curated record. The transcript has 9 exons. Gene Ontology annotation, molecular function: DNA-binding transcription activator activity, RNA polymerase II-specific; RNA polymerase II cis-regulatory region sequence-specific DNA binding. Gene Ontology annotation, cellular component: nucleus. Bases 1672 to 3234 code for a protein of 520 amino acids.
AAUUCUGGUCUUUGAGGUUUAAACCCGGGCUCCUCCGUCCCUUCCUGGCUCCGUUCUCCACGCCCGGGGUCCGAGGAUUCCUGCGGGCGCCACAGGCCCCGCAGCCGCCCGUCAGACCCGCGGGGAGUUCGGCCUUGCCCUGAGACGCUCAGGGCGCCUGUCCCUCCGCUCCCUAGUCCAGUGGUCCGUGUCUGUUUCCGGUCGAAGUCGCCCCGAGGCCUUCCACAGAACCCAGUCCCCUCCUGAAACUCUGCCGCCUUCGUCGCCCUCCCGCGGCCGGGGACACCGUCAGCGCCUCGGGGAGGCCCGUGAGCCCGGGACUGAGGGAAGAGAGCGAGUUUGUCCUGUGACAACCCAUGUCCUUGCGCCCCCAGACCUGCUCCCCCUAGGGGUUCGCGUGCUGGCUCCCGCUGGAAAGGGAGCGCCUCCAUCCCGGAGAGUGUCGCGGUGUGUCGGGAGGAUGAGGAGAAAAGACAAGGAGAGGGGACGAAGAAGGGACGGCAAGGGCUUAAAACGGAGUAACGUGGGGGAUGGGAGGUGGGUGGUUACAGAGGACUUUGAAAGAAGCAGUGAAAGUGAGGAAGAAUGUGGCCUGGGGAGAACAGUAUAGCUUGUGAAGACAGGUCAACACGGGAAUAGGGACAAUAUAGUGAGACUCUGACCAACAGUGGCCGCGGGCGAUGGAAGGGGAUAUUGCAGACGCGUUAGAUAAGUUUUUUAAAGUUCUAAAUUGCUUUCCCUAUUAAAGUGUUCUUUGUUGAUUAGUAAAUAAUGUUACAGUAUUUCUGUGUGCAGUUGUUGGAGAUAUUGAUUUUUGUCUUCCCAUUCAAAACUAGAUUUAAACAGGUAGUGUAAUACUCAACACCUUCCUUCCUUUUAUGUGAUUUUUUUUUUUCUAAGAUUUUCUUUAUCUAGAGAGAGCACAAGCAGGGGGAGUAGCCAGCUGAGGAAGGAGCCCAAUGUGGGACUCGAUCCCAGGACCCCGGGAUCAUGACCUGAGCCAAGGCAGAUGCUUAACCGACUGAGCCACUCAGGCGCCCCAUUUGUGUGAUCCUUUAAUUACAUGAUCUGAGAACUAAAGUUUCCAACUAAGUAUAUGAUGUCUUCAAAUUUUCUGUCCUUUUUUUUUUUUUAAACCAAAUAUUGUAGGAUGGAAUGCAUCAUUCUGGAACUUCAUUCUAACAUGUCUCAUCUAAUCAUGAUAAACACAGUGCUCAAAGGUGACAGGUGGGCUUCACCAGGAUGCAGGGGCAUUAUGAAGCACAAGGCAGACACCUGUUCCUCUCCAUCUGCAAGUUUAUCAUCCCUGUUCCCUGGUGCUUUAGUAGACUGCAGAGGACCACCUUUUCCACGUGCUGAUUUCCUCCCUACCACAUCGAUCCCAACGUGCCAUUACUGUUCGUGGAUCUGUAAAGAGUCAACCCCUCUGCAGGUUUCUGAGGGUUCCUACCGUCUGGGUAUGAUCAUUACAAAGGAUUCUCCUGUACUUUGGAAUCUGAAGUCAUCUCUUUGGAGAAUAGCUGCAGUUCCAGCUCCUUGACUCUGUGUUUGUACUUCCUCUCUGUUUCUCUUCGUCCAGCCUCAAGCAUCCCAGGCAGUGCUUUGCCUCCUGUUGCUGAGACUGUGUAUGAGUGAAAACCCAGAAGACCCUUGGCAACCGAGCUACUAAGAAUGGACUCACAAGAAUCAGUGACCUUUGAGGAUGUAGCUGUAGACUUCACUCAGGAAGAGUGGGCCCUGCUGGACAGGUCCCAGCGAAGACUCUUCAGAGAUGUGAUGCUGGAGAACAUCAGUCACCUGGUCUCAAUUGGCAGACAACUCUACAAGUCAGACACGAUUUCCCACUUGGAACCAGGAGAGCAACUUUCAAAAGGGAUAGGUUUGCUGCAAUGCCAGAGCCUAGAUAGGGAAGAUGAUCUUAAAAAACAAGAAAUGAUAUUCAUGCAACAUAUCUGCAAGAAGGAUACAACAUUAAUCAGUGCAAUGCAGAGAUCUCACACUCAAGAGGAUCCUUUUGAAUGCAGUGAUUUCGGAGAAAAUUUUACUGAAAUACUAACAUGGACACAAUAUGUGGUACCGAAAAUGGGAAAGAAACCCUAUAUCGGCAAAGAAUGUGGAAAAAACAGCAGUUAUUUGACAUCUUUUAAUAUACAUAAGCAGAGUCACACUACAAGUAAAUCAUAUGAAUGUCAUCAACGUGGGAAUGCCUUUAUUCAAAGCUUGCCCUGUAGACCAACCAAUAAUAAUCAAAGUGGAGAGAAAACAUUUGAAUGUCAUGAAUGUGGGAAAGCCUUUGGAAAAAGUUCUAACCUUAGGCGACAUGAGAUGAUUCACACUGGAGUGAAACCACAUGGAUGUCAUCUAUGUGGGAAAGCCUUCACUCAUUGUUCCGACCUUAGAAAACAUGAGAGAAUUCACACUGGAGAGAAAUCAUAUGGAUGUCAUCUGUGCGGGAAAGCCUUCAGUAAGAGUUAUAACCUUAGGCGACACGAGAUGAUUCAUACUAGAAAGAAACCACAUGAAUGCCAUCUAUGUGGGAAAGCCUUCACUCACUGUUCUGACCUUAACAAACAUGAAAGAACUCACUUUGGAGAGAAACCAUAUGGAUGCCAUCUCUGCGGGAAGACAUUCAGUAAAACUUCUUACCUUAGACAGCAUGAGCGAACUCAUAAUGGAGAGAAACCUUAUGAGUGUCAUCUCUGUGGGAAGGCCUUCACUCACUGUUCUCACCUCCGAAAACAUGAGAGAACUCACACUGGAGAGAAACCAUACGAAUGUCAUCUAUGUGGGAAAGCUUUCACUGAAUCUUCUGUCCUUAGACGACAUGAGAGAACCCACACUGGAGAGAAACCGUAUGAAUGUCAUCUGUGUUGGAAAGCCUUUACUGAUUCUUCUGUCCUUAAACGACAUGAGAGAACUCACACUGGAGAGAAACCGUAUGAAUGUCACCUAUGUGGGAAAGCUUUCAAUCACUCUUCUGUCCUCAGACGACAUGAGAGAACUCACACCGGUGAGAAACCGUAUGAAUGCAAUAUAUGUGGAAAAGCCUUCAAUAGAAGUUAUAACUUUAGAUUGCAUAAGAGAAUCCACACUGGAGAGAAACCAUAUAAAUGUUACGUAUGUGGGAAAGCCUUCAGUAAAUAUUUUAACCUUAGACAACACGAGAAGAUACAUGUAAAGGUAAUAAAUGUGGAAGAUUCACCACCUAUAGCUUCAAACUAUAAGCACUCUUGAGGGCUCAAACACUCAAGAAACACUAUGUUUAUAAUCAGUGUGGGAGAGCAUUUAUUCAUCCUUAUUACUUCACUCAACUGAAGGUAAUCCAAAGUAGAGAGAAUCCCUAUGUGGGUCAUCUAUAUGACAAAACCUUUAGAUAAUGGACUGACAUGAAGGAAUGUAAAUGAAGUGAGUGUGGAAGAAUUUUCAUCCACGGUUCUGUCAAACAAAAUGGAGAAGUUACAUGUCAGAGAAAAUAUGUAAUCAACGCAGAAAUACUUUCAUUUAUCCUUUAAAUAAGCGAAUUGUGUAGGAGAGAUUCUAGAUCUGUAAUCACUGCACUCAUUCAAUUUAGCAACACAUUUGGCAUGCAGAAGAAAGCUGCUAAAACAAGAAAUAAGUGGGAAAAAAUCCUUAGGAAGACAAGAGAAUUUUGUUGCCAAAGGGUUGUGUUCAGUGAGAACUAGGACCUGAAGAAGAUUGAGGACAUUGGAGUAUCCUAUUUCAAGAAUGCUUAACAGACUUACAGUGAUGUCUGUAGUGACAAAGCACUGCCUCUACUAGUGGCAGAACCCAGUUUGGCAUAGCUAGAAGCAGAGACAAUCUGACCCUGCCCACAGCCCCGUCACAACAGCCACGAUGCACAAAUCACCCAGCUGAGGAGACCUGUGCGUCCCAGUUCCCCCUACAUGCAAAUUAAGAAAGCCAGACCAGCUGGCACUUUUCUUCUGCUGGGUUAACAGGCCGAGUCAUUGGUACUCACUCAUUUGAACACGAUUAGUCAUCUUUGUUCACAAGUGGCAAAAAAGAGAAUGCAGAUGCUUAUAAUUAACUUAUAAUGUUAUGAGUAUGCAAUGCCCUUUUCAGUCCCCACUUUAUCUCUGUCCUUCGGUUUGAAAAUAUUGAUGUCCUCACACUAAUUUGUUUUCUAUGUGUAAAGUCUUAAACUCACCCAUUAAUGUCACCAACAGGACAUAGUUUCCCAAACCUAGAACUAUUGAAUUUCUCCAUCUUCUCGUGUUUCUUACAACUUCUAUUUUGUGCAGUAACAUCAUAAAUUUUCCUCCUAAUUCCAAUCUAAAUAUAUGUAUGUGGAUUUGUUCAGUGUCUUUUUUUUUUCCAUCACCUUUACUGUUGCUUUGCAAGGAUGUUUUUGUAUUUUUUAAUUUAUUUCACACGUUGUCUUAAAAAAAAAAA